AUGUCUGUACCCAUCUCCGCCUCCUCUGGCAACCGGCGGCACCGCUUGAACCCUUCUAUCGUGGAGACAACCGCCGGUCUGUCUGCUGGAUGCGUCGCGACGCUCUUGUUGCACCCUCUGGAUAUCAUCAAGACUCGACUCCAAGUCGAUACUUCUGCCCACCCACUACUCAACUCCUCCAGAACGGUUCUUCGAGAUGUUUGGCGGAACGAAGGCCCCACUAGACUUGCUGCUCUAUACCGAGGACUGAGCGUCAACCUUAUUGGCAAUUCUGCCGGCUGGGCUUUGUAUUUCUUGUGGUACGGGCAAGCCAAAGAUAUGGUCAGAACCUAUCGCGGUUACACUUCAAGCCAGGACCUUACGUCUGUGGACUAUCUCGUCGCAUCGACGGGCUCUGGGGCACUGGCUGCGGUCAUCACGAAUCCCAUUUGGGUUGUCAAGACGCGAAUGCUCUCGACUUCGGCCACUGAAGCAGGAGCAUACCCUGGCCUCAUUGCUGGCCUGCGUUCCAUUUUGCGAAAGGAGGGACCGAGAGGCUACUUUCACGGACUAACACCCACACUAGCCGGAGUCUCUCACGGCUCACUGUAUUUCAUGGCCUACGAAAAGCUCAACAAGUGGCGUCGCGACCGCCGAGAGGCCCAGGGUGGAUCUGGGCAACUUUCGAACAUGGAUACCAUCAUGAAUUCAACUCUGUCCAAGCUCUGGGCUGGCACCAUCACCUACCCGCAUCAGGUCUUGCGAGCGCGUAUGCAGACUCAGAACUUGCGCGGCGCAGAAUCACCAGCUCAGCCAAACUUGAGCGUCAGAGCACUGAUCCGAACCGUUUGGCGAAACGAAGGCGCAUUAGGCUUCUACAAGGGUAUGUUUCCGAACUUGCUUCGUGUGGUCCCCAGUACCUGCAUUACCUUCCUGGUCUAUGAAAACGUGAAGUGGGGACUGCCCCUGCUAUGGAACAGAGACAGCAGUCCCGGCGAACAGGCCUUGAGACAAUAG
Cyphellophora europaea CBS 101466 is the source of this 996-nucleotide messenger RNA. RefSeq lists its product as uncharacterized. The transcript has 2 exons. Gene Ontology annotation, molecular function: folic acid transmembrane transporter activity; FAD transmembrane transporter activity. Gene Ontology annotation, cellular component: mitochondrion. Bases 1 to 996 code for a protein of 331 amino acids. The record is from RefSeq and is a predicted model, not a curated record. NCBI's taxonomy places the organism in Eukaryota, Fungi, Ascomycota, Eurotiomycetes, Chaetothyriales, Cyphellophoraceae. Gene Ontology annotation, biological process: folate import into mitochondrion; nucleotide transport.